AUGAUUGACGAGGAUGACCAAUUGGUCAAAUUCCUGCAUGAAUGCCUUGCGCUCCCGCCUGUACCUGCCCACCCCGACAAGAUUCUGAUCUACAACAAUGCGCUGCAUGGUAUGGUAUCGGAGGCCAAAGAGGCAGGAACCGGUCUACAGGUCUCAGGGUACAGAGAGAACAUGAGCAGCAGUAUGAAGAUGCUGAUGCCGUAUGUCACAAGAGCAAUCUACAUGACGACGUCGCUAUCUGACAGCUCAGAUCAGAUGGUUAGGAUAAGUGACCAGCUAGCUGUCAGUGUGGCCCUUGCGAACGGCUACAGCAUCCUCGCCAAUUUCGCCCUCACACUGUCGCGAUCCGAUGAAUAUGUCAAUGGCGACAAACUUCAGAGGAUUAGGCUCAAGGCCAAGAGCAAGGCCUCACAAGCUGCCAAGCUGCUGCGCACUGAGCCUCGAGGAGAGCAGCCAAUGGACGACAGCCCAUCGCUCAAGGACCCGCGCACCACAAGACAUGCGCAGGACAAUCUCGAGCCGGCUGGCGAAGGCCAAAGACCCGCCGAGUUCGAUGUUGACUACAUCGACAGAGAGGCAAUGGAAGCGUUCGCGCGAGCACUGUCAGAUGAUGAAGGGGAGCUCAUCACCUCUGUGUCUGACUUUGCGCCAAUCAGACAGCGCAUCAAGCGAGCCACCAUCAAGUCGUCAGAUGUCGUGCGCGAGGGUUGGGCCUAUCACCUCGCGCGUUGGCCUCUGCUCCUCAUCAUCUUUGUGAUCAUCGGUCUCGAAUUCUUCCUGUAUGUCAUCGUUCGGCAGGCUGUCAAUGUCACCGAAUACUUUGGUGCAUGGCGGGGCUUUCGGGGCGAACUUCGCCGUCGACUCAGAAGCGCCAAGUCCUACGACGAAUGGAAAGAGCACGCGCUCGAGCUCGAUAAGCAUCUCAGGUAUGGGCCCUGGAAGGCCAACCCACAUUCGGCAUACUACGAUUCCUCGCUCGUCAGACGAGUCAAGGAGAAUCUACAACAUCUGCGUGAGCAUGAUGACGCUGAAGGCGUACGCGCCGUACUCGAAGUCUGUCUGAGGAGCAAUUUUGCGGGCCUCGAGGGCUUCAGAUUGUACAGCGAGACAUUCUACGGCACCAAAGAUCUCAUAGAAGCAUACUUAGACGAAGUCGCAACUUGCAUACGCUACGUUAGCCACACAGACGCCAUUGACGGCGAAGAAAAGACGCGCUUCUUCAAGACAAUCUCGCGCAACUACGGCCGAUCAGCACUCUGCUUAUCCGGAGGUGCCACCUUUGGCUACUAUCACUUUGGCGUCGUUCGCGCUCUGCUCGAUGCCAAUCUGCUCCCCCAGGUCAUCACUGGUACCUCGGCAGGCGCGCUCGUUGCUGCUUUCCUCUGCACACGCACAGAUGAAGAGCUUAGGCUCGUUCUCAUUCCUGAGCUGGCCGAGAAAAUUACAGCAUGCGAGGAAGGUGUGCGGAUUUGGGUGCCCCGAGCGAUCAAGACGGGCGCACGCUUCAAUACUGUGCAAUGGGCCGAGAAAGCCUGUUGGAUGACUCGAGGCGCCACAACAUUCAAGGAGGCAUACGAGCGAACUGGCCGAAUCCUCAACGUCAGCGUCGUGCCUAUGGAUCAAAAUAGUCCGACAAAAUUACUCAACUUCCACACUGCGCCCGACUGCGUGAUCUUCAGUGCGAUCAUUGCGUCAGCCGCUGUACCCGGGAUCCUGAAUCCUGUUACCCUGCUUACAAAGUCAAAGGAUGGCAAGAUCAAGCCAUGGCAGUUCCAAGGCCGACACAAAGACGGCUCACUUCGAGUCGAUAUUCCUAUCGACGCUCUGCACAAGUAUUUUAAUGUCGUGCAUCCUAUCGUUUCACAAUCAAACCCUCACAUCCAUCUAUUCAAUUUCGCUCCUCGCGGUAGUCCAGGCCGACCUGUCUCACAUCGCAAAGGCAAGGGCUGGCGAGGUGGAUUCUUUCUGUCUGCCGCCGAGCGCUUGCUCAAGAUCGAGCUCACAAAGAACUUCAAGGUCUUGCGCGACCUUGAGCUUUUGCCGGAAUUGAUGGGCCAAAACUGGUCAGCUGUCUUUCUGCAGCGCUUCGAGGGCAGUAUAACAAUCUGGCCCAAGUCUCGCGCCUGGGACUGGGUCCGCAUUCUGACGGACCCCGACGAGGCCGAGCUGGCCCGCAUGAUCGAUGUUGGUCAACGCGUCACCUGGCCAAAGAUCCAUAUGAUCGAGAACCGUCUCAAGAUAGAGACGGAGAUCGAUGCAGGACGACAGCAAGUACGGAAGACACUUGCGUUGCCCAUCAGCGGCAAAAGUCAUCUAGUUGCACUGAGUCCCGCGCCAGGCGACGCGUCUGCUCUCGAUACUUCCGCGCUCGAUUCCAGUAGCGAUGACGGCGCUCUCCAAAGCUAUUUCGAUAGGCAAAAGCUUGCACCAGGCGUUGCCAACGAGACGCGCCACAUCGAGCACAACAGAGCAGCGUCGGUAUCCAGCCAGAUCCGCAAACGCCAGAUCAUGAAGCAGCUUGGUCUCAGUAGAAGUGCGCAAGGCAAGCAACACAUGGUCAAAGGCCGUCAUCAGCGUCCUCUUGGUGGCGGUGGCUCGUCUAGCGAUAGCGAAAGCGAUCGGAACUUUGCUGUCGAUAGAGCCAAUGGCUAUGAUUCGUGA
Messenger RNA from Mixia osmundae IAM 14324, 2661 nucleotides. RefSeq lists its product as uncharacterized. The transcript is spliced from 4 exons. The record is from RefSeq and is a predicted model, not a curated record. Gene Ontology annotation, molecular function: triacylglycerol lipase activity. Gene Ontology annotation, biological process: lipid metabolic process. NCBI's taxonomy places the organism in Eukaryota, Fungi, Basidiomycota, Mixiomycetes, Mixiales, Mixiaceae. The coding region runs from base 1 to 2661 and encodes 886 amino acids.